Molecule: messenger RNA, 1101 nt
Organism: Peronospora farinosa
Lineage: Eukaryota; Oomycota; Peronosporomycetes; Peronosporales; Peronosporaceae
Source: the annotation of a GenBank genome assembly
AUGCAGCACCACCGUGCCGAUGAUAUCGCCUUUUCUGCCUAUAAUGCCGAUAAUGAAGACUAUUACGCCUUUUUACCUAGUGAUGAGUCCAUCAGCGACGGGGAAGAUGCUUCAGUAUCACCUAUUGCUGCUAAAAAUCACGAUUCAGUGGAAGAAUUGGCCGCGGUAUUCACGUCCGAGAACGCCAUUGGCUCUUCAUCCAAGGUUUUGACCCUUCUCGGCAGCUUAAAUGGUAGUAAAGCACCGCAUAAAGAGAUGAAAAAGACACGAGAACAAGUGAAAGUGGUAGCUCCAGGGGUUUUCAACGUCGGAGGAGGUGAAAUAGUAAAAGUCUCACCUCAAACUUUAGAGCUUUAUGAUGCAAGGAAAAUGCAGUUACAAGACGCAUUGGAUGCUGCUACAGGUGACAAUCGAAAUGGAGAAGCUCCAUUUCGGUUUGCAAUACAGGACAAGCAAAUGGUGAAGUUUACGGAUGAAAUGAAUGUUGAAAGAUCGAGUGCAUCACCGACUUCGAUGUUCGAUCGGGUAGAAGGUCAUGCACCGGAAAAGAACAAUUUAGGUAGAAGACGACCUGUUACGGAAAGAAAGGAGAGUGAUGACGAGAAGGAGGAGGAAGAAAUGGUUGAAGAAAUGGUUGAGCCAGAUAUGCUGUAUGAUGAACAGCUGGACGAUGCGGACGAGCAGUGGGUACAAACGAACUUUCGUGGAGCUCACGCUGCAAAUUCAGAGACAGAUGCAAUGCUGUGCUGUCCAUGUUGCUUUGUGACGCUAUGCAUGGCGUGCGAAAGGCAUGCCACCUACACCAGCCAGUAUCGAGCUACUGCAGCAAUCAACUGUCGUGUCAAGCGAAGCGAAAUCCUCACUUAUGCAUUAAGCGAAAGUAAUUGUGCACCUGCAUCGCUGCCGUUCCACAAGCGGCAGAAUCUUAAUACAGGAAGCGGCCACAAGACAAGCUCCACCACACCAGGCCAGCAGAUUGCAAGUUUUUUGCAAGCAGAUGAGUAUUUUUCUGUGGCAUGCUCAGACUGCGGCACGAUAGUGGGUGUCUUCGACCGAGACCGGCAAUACCAUUUCUUUAAUGCUUUACCCAGCAAUUGCUAG